GGUCCCCGCGCCGCGGCCGCGCCAAUCCCCGCGCCGCCGCCGCCGUCGCCGCUGUCCCUGCCACCGCCGAUCUAGCAGCAGCUCUAACCCCGGCUCCGGCUACCCAGCGCACGUCCGCAGCCCAGGUCAUUGGCGAGCCUAAGCUCAGCCCCCUCCCGGAGCCCGAGCCCGGAGCCCGGCGCCCGGAGCCAGCCCCAGCCCCGCGGCCGCCGCGGCUGCGGGGAGAGGGCGGGGGCGAUGCUGCCGGAGCCGCCGCCGCUGCCGCCGCCUCGAUGAGAGCCGCGCCGCACCGCGCAUAGCCGCGCAGGCUGACAGGCAGAAAGACUGACUUCCCUCUCCCGGGCAUCCUCCCUGGGCUGCCGGGAGGCGGCGGCGGAGGAGGAGGAGGAGGGAAAAGGGGAGAAGGCGGAGAGCAGGAACGAGAGGAGGUGGACCUGGAUCCGUUUCUCCGGGCCAGGACUCGAGCGGCCCCAGCUACCGCUACCCGCCGGCGCCGUCCCCUAUCCAUCAACCCUCCUGCACCCAUCCGCGACCCUGGGCUCUCUGCGCGUCGGGCCGGGGCUGGAGCGGCGCGGCCGCAGACUGUCUGGCUUCCCCACUAUGCCCAUGCUUUGCUAAGUGCUGGUGGCCAUCGAAGUUUUUGCAUCCUGGGGACGAAUCCUGAGCUGACCAGAGACGGACGGCGCAAGGUCCGGGCUCUGGUUCCCUGUGAGAAGCUGCCACGGCCCACCGAGAUGUCCAGGCACCACAGCCGCUUCGAAAGAGAUUACCGCAUAGGCUGGGACCGCCGUGAGUGGAGCGUCAAUGGGACCCACGGGGCCACCAGCGUCUGCAGCGUCACCUCCGGUGCUGGUGGCAGCACAGCCAGCAGUCUCAGCGCAAGACCGGGCCUCCUACCACUGCCUGUGGUACCCUCCCGGCUGCCCACACCCGCCACGGCUCCUGCUCCCUGCACGACCGGCAGCAGUGAAGCUAUCACCAGUCUUGUGGUCAGCUCGGCCUCCGCAGCCACCACCAAGGCUCCCGGCAUCUCCAAAGCUGACAAUCAGUCUCAAGGACUCACGACCAGCAUCCGAUGGGGGCAGACGCCUGUCAAUCAGUCCACGCCCUGGGACACUGAUGAGCCGCCCUCCAAACAGAUGAGGGAGAGCGACAAUCCAGGCACAGGGCCAUGGGUGACCACGGUGGCCGCUGGAAACCAGCCUUCCCUGAUCACACACUCCUAUGGAGUGACCCAGCCUCCCACCUUCAGUCCUGCUGUGAACGUCCAGGCCCCCGUCAUCGGGGUGACUCCCUCACUGCCUCCCCAUGUGGGACCCCAGCUCCCGCUGAUACCAGGCCACUACUCACUCCCACAGCCGCCCUCCCAACCGCUGAGCAGUGUGGUGGUGAACAUGCCUGCUCAGGCCCUGUAUGCCAGCCCUCAGCCCCUGGCAGUAUCCACUUUGCCUGGAGUAGGGCAGGUAUCCCGCCCGGGACCCACCCCUGUGGGCAACGGCCACAUGGCAGGGCCCCUGCUGCCUCCACCUCCACCAGCCCAGCCGUCCGCAGCUCUCCCCAGUAGUGUUCCUGCCACCAAUGGGCCGCCCACAACAGACUCGGCCCAUGGGCUGCAAAUGCUUCGGACCAUUGGAGUGGGGAAGUAUGAGUUCACCGACCCAGGGCACCCUAAAGAAAUGUUGAAGGAAUUGAACCAGCAACGCAGAGCGAAAGCAUUUACAGACCUGAAAAUUGUUGUUGAAGGCAGAGAGUUUGAAGUCCACCAAAAUGUUCUAGCUUCCUGCAGCUUGUAUUUCAAGGACCUGAUUCAAAGGUCGGUGCAGGACAGCAGCCAGAGCAGCCGGGAGAAGUUGGAGCUGGUGCUCUCCAACCUGCAGGCUGAUGUCCUGGAGCUACUGCUAGAGUUUGUCUACACGGGGUCGCUGGUCAUCGACUCAGCCAAUGCCAAGACUCUACUCGAGGCGGCCAGCAAGUUCCAGUUUCACACCUUCUGCAAAGUCUGUGUGUCCUUUCUAGAGAAGCAGCUGACUGCCAGCAACUGUCUGGGAGUGCUGGCCAUGGCUGAGGCCAUGCAGUGCAGUGAGCUCUACCACAUGGCCAAGGCCUUCGCGCUGCAGAUCUUCCCCGAGGUGGCCGCCCAGGAGGAGAUCCUCAGCAUCUCUAAAGAUGACUUCAUUGCCUACGUCUCCAAUGACAGCCUCAAUACCAAGGCCGAGGAGCUGGUCUACGAGACUGUCAUCAAGUGGAUCAAGAAGGACCCAGCAACACGUGCACAGUAUGCAGCAGAGCUCCUGGCUGCCGUCCGCCUCCCGUUCAUCCAUCCCAGCUAUCUGCUCAAUGUGGUGGACAACGAAGAGCUGAUCAAGUCAUCAGAAGCAUGUCGGGACCUGGUCAAUGAGGCUAAACGCUACCACAUGCUACCCCACGCCCGGCAGGAGAUGCAGACACCCCGAACCCGGCCCCGCCUCUCUGCAGGUGUGGCCGAGGUCAUCGUUUUGGUUGGGGGCCGUCAGAUGGUUGGGAUGACCCAGCGCUCACUGGUGGCUGUCACCUGCUGGAACCCACAGAACAACAAGUGGUACCCCUUGGCCUCGCUGCCUUUCUAUGACCGCGAGUUCUUCAGUGUAGUGAGUGCUGGGGACAACAUCUACCUCUCAGGUGGUAUGGAAUCAGGGGUGACGCUGGCUGAUGUCUGGUGCUACAUGUCCCUGUUGGAUAACUGGAACCUGGUCUCCAGAAUGACUGUCCCUCGUUGUCGCCACAAUAGUCUCGUCUAUGAUGGGAAGAUCUACACUCUUGGGGGACUUGGAGUGGCCGGCAACGUGGACCAUGUGGAGAGGUACGACACUAUCACUAACCAAUGGGAGGCAGUAGCCCCUCUGCCCAAGGCGGUACAUUCGGCAGCGGCCACUGUGUGUGGUGGCAAAAUCUACGUGUUUGGUGGCGUGAAUGAGGCAGGCCGAGCGGCAGGUGUCCUCCAGUCCUAUGUGCCACAGACCAACACGUGGAGCUUCAUUGAGUCCCCAAUGAUAGACAACAAAUAUGCACCUGCUGUCACCCUCAAUGGCUUUGUGUUCAUCCUGGGAGGAGCUUAUGCCAGAGCCACCACCAUCUACGACCCAGAAAAAGGCAACAUCAAGGCGGGGCCAAACAUGAAUCACUCUCGGCAGUUCUGCAGUGCCGUGGUGCUCGAUGGUAAAAUUUAUGCUACUGGAGGCAUCGUGAGCAGUGAGGGACCAGCCCUGGGCAACAUGGAAGCCUACGAGCCCACAACCAACACAUGGACCCUCUUACCCCACAUGCCCUGUCCUGUGUUCAGACACGGCUGUGUUGUGAUAAAAAAGUAUAUUCAAAGCGGCUGACGUCAGCAGAAAGCCCAAGACAAGUCUAUGGGACAAGUCCAGUGAGGCGAAUGCCACACAACAUGGUUAUCUUUCAACGCCAACGAGAGGCCCACAAAACACAAUCGAGAAACUCACUGCGCUAACAUUUCGAAUAUUCUCUACAUUGAAUGUAGAAAAUCAUCCUCGCCUUUUGGGUGAAGAGGGGCACAGUGCUCCGGGCAGCAGGAACCUGGAAUGCACGGAGCCCGGGCUCCCAGGCCAGCGAGGCACUUGCUCUGAACAGAGGGCGCUCGCUCUGCCCGGUGCAAUAGUUUCACAUAUUUUUCAACUGGGAGAGAAGCUGUUUUUUUCCUUCUUGCAGAGCAAGCUUGAUCCCUAAACCACCAUAGAUCAGUUAUCCUGUGACAAUUUGGGGCAUCACGCUCUUUUGGAAUAAGGUCAAAGUGUCCUUAUCACUUUGAUUCCUACUUUUUUUUUUUUUUUUUGGAGUUUUUUGGGUUUUGUUUUUGUUUUUCUUAAACCUAUCUAUACUUUCAAGUGGCCGAGAGAAAAAGGAGGAAUGGAACUGUGCAGCACCAAGGCCUCGGAGAGCGCCUGGUGCCACUAGACAGGAUGGAGGGCCAGCUGCACGUGCAGAGCCAGGGCUGGCAGCCGCAGGGGUCGCUGGGAAGAGCAGCCAGGGUCGGCAGCCGCCAGGGUCGCUGGGAAGAGCCGCCUGUCCUUCAUGGCUUUUUCUACCAUGUUUUUGCUGCAAAAGAACAUGGUGGGUAUGCUAGCUUUCUCUUAGCCAGUAUGAAUUAUUUAGAUUUCCAAGGCAUUUUCUUGAUACACAAAAGGCUAUUUUUAAGUACCGAGAGAAGGAGGCCACAGGAGGGACAACGCUGUGGGACUUCCCAAAGCUCUUUGUAGGUAGCGCCAGAGGUAGGGCCCUUGCUCUCAUUUUUCUAUGUGCAGAAUAGAGGAUCUCUCCUGAGGUGGGCCAUGCCCCCCACUUUAUUUUUGGAAAAAGUUAACUCCCAGACAGUCCUGGAAGACCAUGCCAUGUGGAGGCAUUGUCAGAGGGAAGGGUCUAUUCUAGAAGAACAUGGUUCUGGCUUCUGACAACAGUCCAGCUCCCUCCAUGAGGUAAAGCUGACGACCCAGGCCCCGGGAAAGGGACUGAGGGAGGGAGGGAGGGAGAAGAAAUGUCUACAAAGCACAGGAGACUAUUUUUGAUAUUUAUAGCUAUAUAUUCAAGGCACCUGCCAUGAGAGCUCUCAGGAUGGGGACAGCCUUCUUAGACGAGCCAUGACAGUCACGGCCUGAGAGGCACAAGCAGAAACACUCUUCUUGUUGCCUUUCUGCAUAGUAACCUGAGAAAAGGGAAGGCAGGAGAGGUCCCAGCGAGGCUCAAAAGAGAAAGGCCUUCCCUUUAGUCCUUAGACCCUCAAACCUCACCCGGUCAUCAGUUUCCAUUCCAGGGCAGGAAGAAGGCCGCCGCCACCGUGCUGUUUAGUUGAAGUUAGUACCAAAUACACACCAUUUUGCUACCUGGAAAGUCAGCUUGCCAUCACAUCAUGACAAGAACCAUUGACAGAGAGAAAGAGACACUACAUGCUUUCAUCAUUCAGUAUUGGAUGACCCAAAAUUCCAGUCCUAACGACAGGCAUCAGCCUCUAGCAUUACAAGUGUGGCUCCCACUUGACAAGAUACCGAGCUUCGUUAUGCAGUUUUUAAUAUUAUUUAUUAUUUUAAAAAAGUAAUAAGCACAAAACUACAUACAUUGUAUGUCAUUUAAAGUAUUUAUGUCAAACAGGGUGCAAGUGUGAACCCAAGGACUGGAGCACAAAUUUCUAACUGCCUGGGGCAGGGCGAAUGUGAGCAUUGGUGUGUGUCUGCCUCCAAGGGAGGUGUUAGUGGUCAACAAGACUCCGCGGUGACACUGAAAUUCCGUUUCUCUCCUCAUCUAUCACACUGGAGCAAAACUGGCUAUUUCUGUGAAUGAUAUAAAACAGGGUUCUCUGUAAUGGUAUUGUAUAUAGUAUAUGUUUAUUGUUAAGUUGUUAUAUUAUAAUAAAUAUAUUUAUAGAUCUAGACUCGGAAGCCAAUGCAAUGUCUUUGUGUGCCAUUGUCUUUGCCUCAGUGACACUACAGUCCUGUUCUUCCUCUUGGUCAUCAAGAGUGUGUAUCCUUCUACAGAUGUAGGUUUGGAUGAUUAGAGAGGACCCUUUUGCAAAGGGACAGAGACAGAUGAACGGUAACCUCCAGUAAGGAACAGCUGAAAGUCAAAAGCCGACUUAGAGACUUAGAGAUACCAUGGAGUUGAUGCAGCCUGUUCCCUGAGCUCCUAUGUUCUUCUUCUCACAGCAUGUAAAAGCCCCACAGCUUGCUUUUGCCCCCUUCACUUCUGCCCAAAGGCCCCCUUUUCUUAUUUUCUCAAUUCAUCAGCCUGGAGCUACAAGACACUUCCUCCAGGAAGAAAAUCAGUGAUUUCCAUGCUGAGACCCAGGCAGGGUAGCCUUCCUGCUUCCUCAGUUGUGUCUAAAGGGUUCUCUGGUCUAUCACACAGACCCGCUUUGCCAUGCCCAGGACACCUAGGCAAGACUGCUUAGCAUGAAAUACGGAAAUGCAUCUGUCAGGAAGGAAGUUUAGGAAGAAAGGGUAGAUUUUCCAGCAUAGUCAGCCACAUUAAGCCUCCAUGUCCUCCAUCCCUAAAUCGUACCAAGACCUAGUGUCUCCUUGAAAGCAAAACCUUAAUAAGCAAAAACCAGCACAGGAGGUGAGAGGAGAGGUUCUACUGGAAACUCUGUUGAAACCCUUGGGACAAGAGGACCAUUCUCCUGUCAAAUCAGUACUUUCCUAGGAACAACUGUCCUACAAGGGUGGACACAGACUGUCUAGAAGAAGCCAAUCGUGAAGGGGAAGGUGAUAAUCUGUGAUAAAAACAGUCUGCCAGCUCCAUUAUUAACUAUUUCAUUUGUUUAAGUGAAGGAACAUGUUCUUGUGGUCCAUGAAGAAUCUCUGUGUUUUAUACCUAACUCUGUGUGGUAAAGAGAUCCCAUUGUACCAUAGACAGACAGCUGAGCACACGGGAGCAGGAGACCCGCCAUGGGGACUGUCAAGACACGGCUGUCUGAUCUAACAAAGAUGAUGAGAACAGUGCACACUGUGUGCAUAGAUUUUUUAUUUUAAAGAACUUCAAAAUAAGAGUGCAAUCAGGGGAAGUACCUCCUGUGUGAUAAACAGUAUCUUCAUUAAAGAAAAUAGGUAAUGUAAUUGGAAAAUAUUAGUUAAGAAAUAGGUGUUAGGCCUAAAAGAAAAAAAAAAGGUAUUAGCAAACGGAAUCCAAAAGUAAAAAACCAAGUUCAACACUAAAAUCUGGCAUGAAUCGGUAACACCUCAUAGCUUUUGAAUAACCAUAGGGGAAUCUGUGCUCAGGAGGAGCAGGAGACUCCAACGUAGUCCUGAGGGCUCUGCAGAGGGACAGACAGCAAGGCCGCAGGCACCGUGUAUCAUGAGCUGGAGGAGCACUGAGAAAUCACUUCUAGACAGCCAUAAAGAAAUGACAUGAACUCUGGGAAAAUAAUGCCAACUAUUCUAUUACAAUGGCGCGUGAAAAGUGACCGGUACUUGUUUGUCGACACUAAUGAUGCGCUGACCACCAUGCUAAGCUCUCAAAGCCCUGAAUCCUCAAGAUUCAGGUACAAAAGUCAUACACACAAAAA
Molecule: messenger RNA, 7048 nt
Organism: Mus musculus (house mouse)
Lineage: Eukaryota; Metazoa; Chordata; Mammalia; Rodentia; Muridae
Gene: Klhl29
Product: kelch-like 29
Exons: 14
Coding region: 735-3362 (875 amino acids)
Source: RefSeq, marked validated